Messenger RNA from Cladophialophora carrionii CBS 160.54, 1083 nucleotides. RefSeq lists its product as uncharacterized. The record is from RefSeq and is a predicted model, not a curated record. The coding region runs from base 1 to 1083 and encodes 360 amino acids. NCBI's taxonomy places the organism in Eukaryota, Fungi, Ascomycota, Eurotiomycetes, Chaetothyriales, Herpotrichiellaceae. The transcript has a single exon.
AUGCCGAACAAGAAAUCCAAGAAUGCCUCCAAGGGCAAGACCACGGCGACGAGCACAACCGUCGCCACUUCUCAUAUUCCGCAAGUCCCACCUCUGCCUAGCCUGUCUGAUGACUUCCGGAUCAAGAACGCCGAAGCGAAAAGCCUAAUAAUGGCAACCCUCGUCCCCGGCAGUGAAGCGUGGAAGAUCGCUGAACCCAUCCCACUUGCCUCCACCAUCAUGAAGACGCUGGAGGCGAGAUACGCGCCCAAGGACGCGGCCGGCAAGCCUCUGCGCGGCAGGGAUCUCAUGGCAUGGACGGCCACCAACACGAGGAAGAAUGAGCUGGUCGGCCUUCUUGGGCUGGAUAUCUACGACGGCGCAACCUCGACCGAGUUUAUUGAGGACUUCGUGGCGGGCAAACCCAUGGACAAGUAUAUGAAUCUGUAUAGGGAGAAGCUUGCAGUGGCACAGGCCCACAGAGCGAGAAUAUCAUCGAAUCGCCUCGCAGCAGAUGACCCAAGGAAGACACAAAUGGCGUCGAUCUAUGCGGAUCCGUCGAAGACGAAGCUGAAGACGGAUAAAGACGAAACGAGGCCGGACUCUAAUCUACCGCCAACCCAAGCAAUUGAAUCACCUACUCCUCAAGCAUCUAAUGUGUCCCAGUCACAACCGCAAGCUCAGCCUCCCUUGCAGUCUCCAGACGACGCGGACCUUCCCAUCCCAGAAACAUUCGAUCUCCACCCACAGCUUUCAACGUCCCCUCAGACAGCUGGCUCAACCUCCUCAAACUCGAAAGCACAUCCUGUCAAACACGAGUCCUACCUCUCCGAAAACCAGGCGACCGGCUUCGCUCAUGACGAUGCCGGCCGCAAACAGCAAAUUCAAGUCGCCGCCGCAAAGGCUCUCAUGCAGAAACUCCCUACUCGCGAUUUGAGGCUCCUCUGGGCCGUGCUGUGCGGUGGGGAAAAUGCAGCUUGGCCUGAGAGUUGUUCGAGCGUGAUUCCUGGAGUGGCCAGUUGGCAAUGGGGAGGCAAGACUUACGAGAUUGAUCACAAAACCCGUGUGCGGAGUUGGAAUAACAAGGCCGAGGAGAAGGGGUGA